GCUCACACCGACGCACGCGAGCGGUUCGGUCCCCCGUACACAAACGCCAGCGCGCGCACUCACAUGAGCCCCCAACACGAGCUCCACCAGCGCGAGCUGCCGGUGCUACCUCCGCCGCCUCACCGACACUCAGCGUCGGAGUCGAGCACCUGCUGUCACCUCACCGCCACAGACGGGAACCAGGACUUGGUUUUGAAAGCGCUCGAUAAUUCCAAAGCAGCGAGGGAAGGUGAGUGAAUGCCGCUCAGCCCAGCUCCUGCUGCUGGAGGAGGACGGAAGAGACGCUGUUUGGAGCCAAAAGCUUCAGCACUCGAACCACACAUCAGUGAGAACGUCUUCAAGGUGGAUGGAGGACCACUCAAGUUGUAGCCCAGGGUGCUCGGCCCAGACAUUCAACAGCUAGAAACAGGACGCAGAAGAACCGAAGGUCAUGGGGUUCAACUUGGAGCGAGACGUGUGUGGGCUUUUGCCAAUCCUGCUCAUCCUGGUGGUCGCUGAGGUGUCCCCGGCCCAGAGUCAGGGGUGCCCCCAGCGCUGCGAGUGUAUAGCAAGACUGAAGACUGUGUCCUGUCAAGGUAAACGCCUGUCUGCCCUGCCAGACGGAAUCCCUGUGGACACCAAGGUCUUAGACCUAAGUGGGAAUAAGUUGCGAUGGGUAGAACAUGGAGACCUGCUUCCCUUUCCUCGGCUUGAAAAGCUCGACCUGAGUGAAAACAUGAUCAGUGUGUUGGAACCAAAUGCUUUUUCCAGUCUCCAGAACUUGCAGUGGCUCUCACUGAGAGGUAAUCAGUUGAAACUGGUCCCCAUGGGUGCUUUCUCACGACUCUCUAACCUGACGUCGCUGAACCUUAGCGGGAACAAGAUCGUUAUUCUUUUGGACUUCACCUUUCAAGACUUGAAAAGUCUGAAAAACCUGGAAGUUGGAGACAAUGAUCUGGUUUACAUAUCUAACAAGGCGUUUUUGGGUCUUGUCGGACUGAAGGAGCUGACGAUAGAGAGGUGUAAUCUCACAUCUGUCUCCAGCCAGUCUUUGUCGUACCUUCAUAACUUGGUCACGCUUCGCCUCCGCUACCUCAGUAUCUCUGCUCUGGAGGACCAGAACUUCAGAAGGCUUGGGAACCUGAGGGGUUUAGAGAUUGAUCACUGGCCGUAUUUGGAGUAUAUUUCCCCACACAGCUUGCAGGGGCUCAACUUGUCCUGGCUGUCGAUUACACACACAAACAUCACCUCUGUUCCGACCUCUGCUCUGCGAAAUCUUGCUCACCUCACCAGCCUCAACUUAUCCUUCAACCCUAUCUCUGUUCUUGAAUCCUGGGCGCUGCGAGAUCUUCUCAGGCUGAAGGAGCUGCAUCUAGUGAAGACCAACUUGGUGAUGGUUCAGCCGUACGCGCUUGGUGGGCUUCGGCAGCUCCGUGUUCUUAAUCUCUCUACAAACGCCCUGGUGACCCUGGAGGAGGGGGCUUUUCAGUCGGUCAACAGUCUCGAGACCCUGCGUCUGGAUGGGAACCCCCUGGCCUGUGACUGCAGGUUGCUCUGGAUCCUCCAACGCAGGAAGACCCUGAAUUUUGAUGGAGCGUCUCCCAUGUGUGUUGCACCUCUUGAGGUGCAAGGACGGGCGAUAAAUGCUUUUUCCGACUCCGCUCUGUUCGAUCAUUUCACCUGUCAGAAGCCCAAAAUCAGAAAUCGCAAGCUCCAGCAGGUAUCUGCACGUGAGGGGCAGGUGGUGUCCUUCAUCUGCAGAGCGGACGGGGAGCCGACACCUGUGAUCUUCUGGAUUUCACCUCAGCGCAGGCGUAUAACUACCAAGAGCAGCGGACGCUUGACUGUGCUGCCAGAGGGAACUCUAGAAAUAAGGUAUGCCCAAGUGACAGAUAGUGGAACCUACAUUUGCAUCGCCAGUAAUGCUGGCGGCAACGAUACUUACUUCGCCACACUCACGGUCAGCGGGCUGCCUCUGGACGCCGCCCUCAUGGCCAACCGCACCUACUACGCCGGAGACCUCAACGACACUAACCUUAAUGACACCCGAGUCUUCUUGAAGUUCACUCUGGACCUCAAAACCAUCCUCAUAUCCACCGCCAUGGGUUGCAUCAUGUUCCUGGGAGUCGUUCUGUUCUGCUUCAUCCUGCUGUUCGUGUGGAGUCGUGGGCGAGGACAGCACAAAAACAAUUUCUCGGUAGAGUACUCUUUCAGGAAGGUGGACGGACCUGCUGCCAGUGGGGGACAGGGAGGAGGGGCACGCAAGUUCAACAUGAAGAUGAUCUGAUGGAGGAGACAUUCUCUGUUGCCACCACUCUUGUGCAUAGAUGUAAAGCAAAUAUUUAUAGACUAUUUCCUGGAGACGAGGUUUUGAUAUGAGUGUGAUUUCUACUACUGUUAUCCACAUGGAAAUUUGGACUUGAUGUCAUACAAAAGUCUGACUGUUAGUAGUAACAGAGUAGUAACAAUUAUGCCCCCAGCAGUGUUUUUCACCUUUUGCCAACACAUUUCCCUUUAUAACUAUCAUCUCUUGUUUUCUCUCACUGCUUCAUAUGUGCUCAGUAAACCUCUUAAACCAAAUGGGAUUAUUGCCCAUUAUAUUUGCUGAGCUUUUUUGGGAGAUCAAAUAAUGACUCAAGCGGAACAUUCAACCUCCAAAUUAAUUUGCUGGCAUUAUGAAUACAACUUUUUUUUUACCAUCACAAAUGAUCAUUUGUUACUGGGGUUAUACAGAGUGAUUCAUUUACCGUUACUGUGACAUAAACAUGGUGUCCUUACUACAGUGGCAGUGAUGAUGAAAGAGGGCACUGCUUUCACGAGACUGUCUGGUUGAUAUGUUUCUAACGGUGUAAAUACUGUUUGUCUAAAAUGCAUAUAUGUGCAAAAAUGGUUCCUUGACAGGUUUUACGGCAUUUACAAAGUGUAAACAAGGGUGUUUACUUUCUACUAGCUAUUGAUCCAGUCAGUCACAAGUGAGUUCUACAAAUGAACGUACCAUGGGUUUUUCCUUGCUGCAAGAGCGUGUGCACACUUGAAUUUAAUGGCAGUAAAUGGUGGACACAACUCUAGUGUUGUGAGGGAACACUUAACACUUUGUGCUGGCAUUAAAUAUUGGAUGAAUAUCAUCGCAAUGUAUAUGGCUGAUUUGUUUAUUUAUUUAUUUAUGAAGUUUUUGGCGGUCCUGUUAAUCUUCUUAACAGUUUGAGAUUAUCAAACUGAUCAUCUGUUCUUUCAAGAUAAGUCAAAAUUAUCAAAAGGUUUCAAUAUGAAUUAAAUUCCUUUCCGACUUAUUGAAUAGUACAUGCCACUUUUUCGAUGCAGCCCAGAUAUAGACAUAGAAAUAACAUUUUCUACUAUGCUAGUGAUUUAAAAGCUCAGACAAAAUCAGACAUUAAUACACGUUAUCAUGUGUUAAGAACAGGUUCUGGUUAGAAAAGAAAGGGGUUAGUGGCAAUAUAAAUAAAACAUGAUUUACCAGAUUCUAGCAUCUACUGUAGUAUGAUCCCGCUGCUGUGUAUGGCUUAACAAAACUCCUAUAGUCACAUUGAUGCCUGCGGUCAGAGAUAUAUUGCGUUGAGACGUGUCUACUCUCCGAGCUCUGACAGAAAAUCAUCAAGUGUUCAUGCCUUCAGGGAGGCUGACUGACCAGUAUGGAGGAAAGAUUACAUUUUCAGUUUCAGAUUUGACCUCACUGUAUGGUGAAGUCCCAGGAUGAAUGUGAAUGUAAAGCACCAGGCCGAGCUGACAGGAACAGUGAUGGGAGUUUGAGUGUAUUCUACAGUGCUCAGUUCUCUCAUGGAUUCAGAUGUCUAUAUUGAAGUUCUCAAAUAUAAUGAACUGGUUUCAUGAUAUGAGUUCUGAGCGCAGAUAUUGACUUAAAUACACAGGUUUUGUUUCACCCAUCUGAGUUGAAUUAUUGUUUUACUUUUUUCUAUGCUUAAGACACUAAUGUAACAACAACACAAGGGAGGCGGAGUUUCAUUUUUACCCAUUUAGAUCAUUUCAUAGAGAAAUCGGUUUUCGGCACCAUCUGAAUACGUCACUGACCGCUCAGCUUUCUUUGGCGUGUUCAGCAACAGUGGGAUUUUGCUGCCCUCUGCUGGUCUUGUGAUCGCUGUUCAACCUAAUUGUUGAACAACCAAUUCCUUAAAUUAAUAGAAUUUCCGAUCUCAUAAAUGGAACCUUCAACACCUGCCGAAAUCUGAAACCCACUUCGGACUAUUUUAUGUCUGUAUUCAUGAUUUCUGAUUCAUUGCGGUCAUGAUGUCUCUGGUUGUUUUUGUUUUGUAAAUAUGAAGCACAUUGUGUCUGUAAAUUGUGCAGCUGUUUUGUACUGUAACAUUUUAUAACAAAGCACAGUGUUUAUAAAGCAUGCUCUGUUCUCUGCAAUGACGUGUUGUCCAUGUUUUUACAGCUUUUUUUUUUUUAAAUUAUUCUAACUAUUAUUAGCAGGAAGAGUAUAUGUAUGUGAGCUUGAGAUGAUGUCAAUUCAUUUUCAGUACAUGAAAUACAAUCAUAGUCACUCUAUGUAACCAGCUUGCAUUCAUCAAAAUCCCCCCCAAAAAUAAAAGAUUUGUGGGCAGACC
Messenger RNA from Synchiropus splendidus (mandarinfish), 4565 nucleotides. It is a transcript of the gene lingo3a, whose product is annotated as leucine rich repeat and Ig domain containing 3a. NCBI's taxonomy places the organism in Eukaryota, Metazoa, Chordata, Actinopteri, Syngnathiformes, Callionymidae. The record is from RefSeq and is a predicted model, not a curated record. Gene Ontology annotation, molecular function: protein binding. The transcript is spliced from 2 exons. Gene Ontology annotation, cellular component: extracellular matrix. Bases 431 to 2266 code for a protein of 611 amino acids.